Chinchilla lanigera (long-tailed chinchilla) is the source of this 3793-nucleotide messenger RNA. RefSeq names its product sodium-dependent glucose transporter 1A-like. NCBI's taxonomy places the organism in Eukaryota, Metazoa, Chordata, Mammalia, Rodentia, Chinchillidae. The record is from RefSeq and is a predicted model, not a curated record. Gene Ontology annotation, biological process: transmembrane transport. The transcript is spliced from 4 exons. Bases 422 to 1900 code for a protein of 492 amino acids.
ACGGUCACCUUGGGUCAUUAACUAACUCUUCCUCUUAACGGUCUAGGGACUUCAUCCCUCAAUCCGUUUGCUCCGAGGCUGCAGCUCCUGCUUAUUUAGCCACCGAACACCGCUGCACUGACCUCGCUGGCCUUAGUGAUGCGGUGCCUGAGACCUUUGUGGUCUCCUGGGCAACCAUGUUAGCUUCCGGGUUAAAGAGCCGUCCCAGUAAACGCAGAGCUCGGCUUCUAUCACGUGACCUGCGCGGGCCUUUCCCGGAUGGAGCGCGCGUCCUCUCCCGCGGCGCACGUGCGGUCCGAAGUCCGCCCUGACCAGGCCGGGAUGCAGCACUUCCCUGGGGAGGCAGCGCCGGGAGGGACCUGCGGGCCGGGGAGGAGCAGGGCUCGACCUCCACAGGGUCCGGCGAAGAAAAUCUCGGCAGAUGCACCGCCGCCUCCCCGCCGCCGCCUCGCUGGAGCUGGAAACGGAGUUCGGUGGGGCCGGGCCCCCGCCUGCUGCUCCGCGACACCACGAUGCCGCAGCCGCGGAGCCUGAGCCGAAGGCGGUGGCGGUGCCCCGGACAGGGAGCGCGCUGCGCUGGUUCACCACCGCGGUCCUGUAUGCCGCCUUCCUGGGGCUGGGAAUGAGUGUCGGUAUUCUGGGACCCACGUUUCAAGAUCUGGCAACAAAUGUAAACCGAAAUAUCAGCAGUCUUUCUCUAAUUUUUGUGGGCCGAGCCUCUGGAGUCUUGUGUGGCUCUAUGAUUGGUGGUAUUCUUUUUGAAUACAUGAAUCAUGUUUUACUUUUGGGGUUGUCAAUGUUGGCUACCUCAGCUGGCCUCUACCUCAUUCCUUUCUGCAAGACAGCAGCAUUACUGAUCAUUGUGAUGUCUGUCUUCGGCGCUGCAGUUGGUGUUCUGGAUACAGGUGCCAACGUCCUUAUCCUGGCUCUGUGGGGAGACAAGGGAGCCCCACAUAUGCAGGCUUUACACUUCAGUUUUGCCUUGGGUGCCUUUUUGGUUCCCCUUCUGGCAAAAUUGGCCUUGGGGACGACCGUGUCAGCUGAAAACCACACAGAGCCUGACCUUCACCAUCCAGCCCUCAACCGAUCACCUGAAGCCGACCCAGACCUUCUGUUUGCAGCACCUGAUGACUUGAACUUACUGUGGGCUUAUGCUUCCGUCGGCACUUACAUCUUUGUAGUUUCUGUCUUCCUGUUUGCUCUGUUUUUCAAGAAAACCUCGAAGCACGAAAAGUCAGCAGCGUCUGCUCAGGAAUCUCGAAGAGCUAAACAUCACAAGGCCCUGCUCUGCCUCCUUUUUCUGUUCUUCUUUUUUUACGUUGGAGCUGAGAUAACCUAUGGCUCUUACAUUUUCUCCUUUGCCACCACCCACGUUGGCCUGGAGGAAAGCGAAGCCGCCGGCUUGAACUCCAUCUUCUGGGGGACCUUUGCAGCCUGCAGGGGCCUGGCAAUCUUCUUUGCUGCAUGUUUACAGCCUGGGACCAUGAUUGUGCUGAGCAACAUUGGCAGCGUGGUCUCAUCUUUAUUCCUGGUGCUUUUUGACAAGAGCCCACUUUGUCUCUGGAUAGGGAGUUCUGUGUAUGGGGCCUCAAUGGCCACCACCUUUCCCAGUGGUAUUUCUUGGCUUGAGCAGUACACGACCAUAAGUGGGAAAUCUGCGGCCUUUUUUGUCAUUGGUGCUUGUCUGGGAGACAUGGCUAUUCCUGCAGUCAUUGGAAUUCUCCAGGGACAAUACCCAGAUUUGCCAGUAGUUCUGUACACGUGUUUGGGGUCAGCAAUAUUCACUGCUGUAUUAUUUCCUGUGAUGUAUAAGUUAGCCACCUUGCCUCUGGAUCGCCAGCAGAAAGAAAACAGAAAGAAUGAGGACCAGAAAGCUUUGUCCUCUAGUUCUAGGCUAUGAAGAAGAAGAGAAUGGAGGAAUGGAUGCAGAAGAAUAGAAUUAAUGGAUUUUGGAGUGGUUGAAAUGAAUGAUACAAUGGAGCACUCUAUAAGGAGGGAUAUAGUUUUGAUUUGUUUGGUUUUUUGAGACAGAUUCUCACUAUGUCUUCUAGACUGUCCUCAAACUCGAAGCAGUCCAUCUGUCUCAGUAGAAAUAUUUUGAUAGAGAAAACAGCUGAAGUCUCUAAUGAAUUUCUCUCAGAUGCAUUAACAUUUGAGUCUUCUCCAUUUGAUAGUAGCAAUUCCCCUAUGAAGUAGUUUGCCAGAAGCUAGGACAAAAGUACUUAGAGAAGAUGGAUUACUCACUCUCCUUGAAUUAUCACCACUAUUGAAGAGGCCGGUCAGAGCACAGCAUUGAUAGAUUUUCAGCAUGAUUUGGAGAUCAAGGUUUCUAGGUCCAUGUGUAGAAAAUGCUGAACAGUUUUGAAAUGUUCUGUGAUUCCCAGAGUCUUCCAUAAACUGCCAAGUUGUCUCAUAUGGAAAGAUCUUUAUGAGACUCGUAUUUGUCAUUAGGGUGAUUAGGACAUGUUUUUGUCUUCCACCUUAAAAGACAUGCAAAGAAAGCAUUUUUUUUUUUUUUGAGAAAUUAGGUAGUAUCUAAUAGAGUACACUCAUGGAGUAUUCGGUGGAUUUAUUGAGCAAAUUAUCAGGCACCCAUAUGCUACCUGGGAAGUUGAGGAGCAUAGUUUUACAAAAGACCACCCUUCUAAAUAUGUAAAUUUUUUAUUGAUUGCUUUAUCUUAUCUAUAGGCACGGACCACAGAAUGUUAAUGACUCUUGAUCUUUUACUGCUAUGAAGAGAACACAGAACAGAGCCCCCAAAUUCUGGCUUCAAUCCUUGGCUCGGCCACCCUGCUCUCCGCUGAGGCACUUUACAUAGGCCUCACUUAUAUCUUCUCCUAUUCUGUGAUUCUACAAAUGAAAAUGGAUAAUUUCCAAAUUGAAAACCCUUAAGUUUUAAAGUUUGUGCAAGAUAUAUCCUAGGAAUUAAUUUAAGUGCCAGCCCACCCAUUUCAAACAUGAUAAAUACUUUAGAAUGUGCUACAGAUUAUGUGCCAAUUAAAUACACUUAGUGUUUGACAUUUUAUUUGGAUACAUUUAUGAAGAAUAAUUUUUCCUGCUGAAUUUUAUUGAUCCUAAGAUAUAUCUUUUCUCCACACAUUUAAUGCCUUUGAAGUCUGCACAUUUCUACAAUCAGUGAUUGCUUAAUAUUGUGACAGAAUUAUUUCCCAUAUACAUAUAUAAAAUAAAGUUGCAUUUCACAAGCUAGUUCAGAUUCAGUGAAAUACAGUAAUUCAUUCAUUUAUGGAGAUUAUAGUCUUUUUGCAGACUUUUUAAAGGAAAGAUUUUGUUCAUAUGUUUUUUGUGUUGCGGGGGAUUGAUCCUAUGGCCUUGUUAUCCUUCAUCCUAUGCCAGGCAAGUGCUGUCCCACUGAGCUACAUCUCCAGCCCUGAGGAGAAAUUAUUUUAUAUGCUAAUUUUCUCUCAUGUUGCAUUGUACUCCCACUCUAGGAUCACUGUUUUGGUGCACUAGCUCCUUACUGACUUGCUAGCUCCACCUUGGGUGUAAAGCCUCUUCUAAACAACCCAUACAUUGCAGAGAUCAGGACAAGAAGGACCACAUAGGAGUGUGCACAUAGACAGUGGCAUGGGGGUUAAGGUAUUGGGGCCUGAGAUCCAUGUGUGAUAUCCUAGGGAACCAGUCAUGUAUGGCAAGUCCCAGGUAAUAAAAUAGCUGGGGUCACAGGAGCCAUGGGUGUUCCACCUCUCUGGAGCCCCCUUCCUCAAUUUAUCAGGGUAGCUAUCUACCCUGUCCUUUUUCCUCUUUUUCAAUAAAGUGUCUUUCCUUCUUUAAA